UGAUAGGACACUGGACGAACUGGAGGGAUGCACUGGAAGACUGCACAGUAUGAGUGAAAGGAUUGCUGGAUCUCCCAGUAAAAGAGUGUCCAAGAUAUUCUCAUUCAGAACUAAAGACCAGACCACACCCAUGGGAAAGAGGAGACGCAGGAAAGACGAUGAUGAAGAAGAUGAUGAUGAAAUUGUUCUUCCUUCUGAUCCUCUAACCACUGAUGGCCCCACCCUCCAGCACCUUGGAAACAAGAGACCACGCCCACCAAGAUGUAAUCAAAAUCGUCCGGCAGGUCUAAAGAAGGCAGCAGAGACAGGACCUUCCUCAAUAUGGGACCUUCCAGCCAGUGAUGAUACUGAUAAUAACAGCACUCCAGUAGAGACUAAAAA
Molecule: messenger RNA, 381 nt
Organism: Amphimedon queenslandica
Lineage: Eukaryota; Metazoa; Porifera; Demospongiae; Haplosclerida; Niphatidae
Exons: 4
Source: RefSeq, a predicted model, not a curated record